AUGCCUUUGAUUAAUUUGAUUAGCACGAAGCAAGUGCCGUCGAUGGGUUCGAGUGACGUGACAGUGGCGCAAACGGCAGCAAAAGCCGCGCGGAAGGAGUUACGUGAGACGGAAGAUGCCAAAAAAGUCGGUUUGAGUCAAAUGACGGCUUGGAUCAAAAAUAAUCCGGAUAUCGAAGAUGUUCAGACAGAUGAGAAUUUUCUUCUGCGGUUUUUAAGGGUGAAAAAAUUCAAUGUUCCGUUGGCGGAACAAAUGUUGUUGAAAUAUUUGAAUCUGAAAAAGACGUUGCCUCAUCUGACGGCGCAUUUGGACUUUUUGUCGCCCAGUUUGAAUGAAAUUAUUAACGAAGGAUACAUGUUUCCGUCGCCGUGUCGAGAUAAAAAUGGGAGACGAGUCAUAAUUGGGAUUGCAAAAAACUUUAACGCCCACAAAUACACUUCAUCAGACAUGGCAAAGGUUCAUUUUUUGACAUACGAAACACUUCUUUGUGAACCAACUAAUCAAAUAUUGGGCUUCACGCACAUUGGUGACUUUAACGGGUUGUCUGUCAGUCAUGUUACGAUGUGGAAUCCGACGGAAUUCAGCAGAAUUUUGAAAUGGGCUGAGCAAAGUGUACCGAUGCGACAUAAGGAAAUUCAUCUUGUUAAUGUUGGUGCCGGUGUCAAAUGGAUUAUUGACGUUGGCAAAAGUAGAACGAGUAAAAAGAUGCAAGAAAGACUUCAGGUGCACGCAAAUCCUGAUGACUUAAAGAAGAAAUUCUCACCUGAAAUACUUCCAGUUGAAAUGGGGGGUUCGAAGUACACAAUUCAAGAAAUGAUCCAACUAUGGCGUGAAGAACUCGCAAUGAAACGCGACGAAAUAAUGGCCUUGGAUCGCAUGAAGAUCAUUGACGAUCGUGGCAUCAUAGGGCGUCGCCACGAUCAAGGACACAAAGGCAACAAGAAACUUUUUGCUGAUUCUGUGAUUGGUAAUUUUAGGAAACUGGAGUUAGAUUAA
This is a messenger RNA of Culicoides brevitarsis, 996 nucleotides long. Its product is annotated as clavesin-2-like. The transcript is spliced from 5 exons. The record is from RefSeq and is a predicted model, not a curated record. Gene Ontology annotation, cellular component: membrane. Bases 1 to 996 code for a protein of 331 amino acids. Gene Ontology annotation, molecular function: phosphatidylinositol bisphosphate binding. NCBI's taxonomy places the organism in Eukaryota, Metazoa, Arthropoda, Insecta, Diptera, Ceratopogonidae.